AUUGUUGGAAGACACUACCACACUACCCUUUGGGUAUCCAAGAACAUCAUGCUGCUCAAACCUUUCCAAGACACGCUGUGACAUUUCCGCCAUAAAUCAACAUUGAGUAUAGAUUAUGAAAUUGUGAAGUUGAUUUCGACACAUCGGAAGUAUACGUAUCAAAGUGGAAACAGCCUGAGUAUAAGGCGCAAAUCAUCUUUAAGGUAUCAUUUUUAGAAGGAACACCAACGCGAAAAGUUCUGAAGUGCGUGAGAUGAUUGAGAUGCGUGAGAUGAUUUGGUUGGUCUGCUUCCUAAUUGCGAUUAAAUUUAUUUCCUGUACUCCCGCAAACAAAAUCUACAGCGAUCAGGUGAACAAUCAGUGGUUCAAGGAUGGAAAUGAUUUAACCAGGAAGAAUUUGAAUCUAAAACCGAAUACAAAGCCUGCUAAGAAUGUAAUACUCUUCUUAGGUGACGGUAUGGGAAUCAGUACAACAACAGCGGCGAGAAUUUUUGAAGGUCAAAGUCGAGGUGAACAGGGGGAACAGAAUGUUAUGGAUUGGGAAAAAUGGCCGUAUACGGCGAUAUCUAAGACCUACAAUGUAGAUGCCCAGAUUCCUGAUUCAGCUGGUACUGCCACAGCUUUUGGUUGCGGUGUGAAAACUGAUGAAGGCCUUCUAGGUCUAAACGAAAAAGCGAUAUUUGGAGACUGCAAUAGUGCUAAGGGAAACGAAGUCCUUUCGAUUUUAACUUAUGCGGAAAUGGCGGGAAUGAGUACCGGAUUGAUCACGGAUACUCGUAUUACCCAUGCAACACCGGGAGCGUUCUACAGUCAUACGCCAUCGCGCAGAUGGGAAAAUGAUCAAGCAGCACAAGGGGACUGUGCCGACAUAUCAAAACAAUUGAUAGACUAUCCCUACGGUGAUGGUAUCGAAGUCGUCCUUGGCGGUGGUUGGAGAAGUUUUUACAAAUGUGAAACAGUAGCGCCCGAUGGCCAGCUGCUAAACGACUCAAAUUGCCGCUUGGAUGGAAAAGAUCUAACGAAGGAAUGGGUGGAAAAGUAUAACAAUUCUGCCUAUGUUACUAACAGAACCCAACUGAAGAAUGUUGAUACGGAAAAAGUUGAUCAUUUACUUGGAUUGUUUUCAUCCAGCGGUAUGACAUAUAAUAUUCUUCGGGAGAAAAUGAACAGAACUUUUGAACCAACCAUGGUGGAAAUGGUUGAAAAAGCUUUACAAAUUUUAAAGAAGAACCCAAAAGGAUUCUUUCUUCUUGUCGAAGGCGGGGAAAUCGACUGGGCACACCAUGCUGGAUUGGCUAAAAUUUCCCUCUCACAAACCGUUGUUUUUGCAAAUGCUGUGAAGAAGGCGAAAGAAUUAACAGAAGUCGAUAAAACCUUGAUGAUCGUGACCGCUGACCACUCACAUUCAUUCGUCAUGUACGGCAAGGCAAUCCGUGGUAACCCAAUCCUUGGUUUUCAAACUAGAAAUUUCCCGGAUGGCAAACCGGGCCUGACCCUGGCCUACUCUGACGGCCCUGGCGGGUUGAAAUUCGCAAAUCAGUCCCGAGAAAAUCUUACUGGGGCCGAUUAUAACGCAACCGAAUUUCUCCAACAAGCACUGAUUUAUGGAAGUAAAGAGAGCCAUGCAGGGGAAGAUGUUGGCAUCUAUGCAACUGGACCGUUCGCCCAUCUCUUCCAUGGCGUGGUUGAACAGAACUACAUAUUCCAUGUUAUGGACCAUGCCUUGUGUCUUACUCAAAGCAAACAGAAAUUCUGCACCAAGCCCCCUGACCGCGGUGGCCCACCUUCCGACUCUGCAGACGAGAGGCUUCUGUUCAGUGCAUAUUUUUUAUUAAUGGCUUUGCUAAUUUCUCAUGCUAUCGUCUAUUAAUUUAAUCUGAACAUUUGAAGAACAAUUUUUUCAAGAAUAUAUAGUAGUAUUAAUGUUGUAUGCAAUCAAUAAUUCACGGAGGACAGGGGACUGAACACCCCACUAUAAUUAUUAUAUUUACUAUAAACAACCAUUAGAUGUGAAUUAUAAUCAUUGGUAAUAAGAAGUAUUGAUCGCUCUUAUUUGUUAAAGUAUGCAAACAUUUGAAUAAUACGUGAAUUUAAAUAAAGUCCUGUGCUAGCUUGUGCGAAUUAAAAAACUUGGGCAAAACGAAUAUUUGGGACAUGAAAAUUCUACAACUGAAUACUAAAUAUCAUAAUCUUACUUUUGUGUUGAUUUUGUAAAUUUUCAUCGCGUUUUAGGCGAGUUAUCGCAAUAUUUCAACAAAUAAAUGUCUCACUCAAUCUCAAAGAUGCAUUGUGGAAAGUAUGAUGCAAUGCCUUAUCUUUGUAGCGUUGUAUCUUCGUUUCUUUUCAGCCAAAAGCGAC
Molecule: messenger RNA, 2358 nt
Organism: Dendronephthya gigantea
Lineage: Eukaryota; Metazoa; Cnidaria; Anthozoa; Malacalcyonacea; Nephtheidae
Product: alkaline phosphatase-like
Exons: 9
Coding region: 254-1870 (538 amino acids)
Biological process (GO): dephosphorylation
Molecular function (GO): alkaline phosphatase activity
Source: RefSeq, a predicted model, not a curated record